UGUAGUCUGCAGUCUGCUGCUGAUUUGAGUAAUAUGCAAAUCUGUUUUGAAUACGCAGGCGAAUAAAUUAAAUCAACUGCAGCAAGGAAAUGCAACGGGGCAGGAUAAACGCCUACGCUUUAAGCCAAAGUGAAACGGGUUAAUUGUGACACAAAGAAAUCGCAGUCUCCACAUAAAUUUAAAAUUAAAAGAAAAAAAGCAGCAGGAGAGGGAGGAGAAAGGAUCGAGGAUGACUCGACAUAAGAGCACGAGUUUCACCUGCCUUAUAUGGGCCAACGUGAAUUUGUCUUGACUGCAGCUUUAACGACGCCAGGCUAUUAAAAAAACGAUCAUUUAAAAGCCAUUACAAAGAAAAAGCGGCCACCGCAAGAAGUUGUGCACGAGCAGAGAGACCUCAAAUAGAAUUACACCAAGCGAAUUACUAUUGCUAUCUAUUACUAAGUAUUUUUUCAGGAGUACUUACGUCGGCUCCUUGGGUAUAUGUGAAGUGUUGGCAUCAAGUUCAUGCCUGCGUCGCUUGGCCGCUGAUCUGGUGUGAUGUGUUUUGGUGAUGCGGGGCCUAUUUAUAAAAGAUGAUGAGAAAGCCAAAGAUAUAAUAACAAAACACCACACAAAUUUGUUAGUACCAUUGAGAGAGAUAUGUGCCCAGGCAUACCCAAUUGUAUUUCAUGGCCUGGCAUGCCGCGAAAUGCGAUGAAUUGCAGUACCGCAUAUCAUACACGGCUUCUACGCGAUCAGUAAGGUUACUCAUGAAUAAACCCGCUCGCACAUUCAUGAGAUCGAGCCAGAAGUUCAAAAGAAAGAUGAACAGACCCAAUCCAAUUCUGCUGUCUGGCAGCUAGGCAGUCCGCAGUCAAAAUACAAUUGGGUAUGCAUAUGCUUAUGCCUUAUGCAUGCAUGUAUUAUAAGCACAAAUCUCUAUGUAUGCAUGUAGUUGUGUCUACUUACGGCGACGGUGCUUCAACUAAGGGUGGCGAUAGAUCGCCAGUAUCGAGCCGUCUCCGUUUGUCUCGUGUGCCGGCUGAGGAUCGAUCCCUCGAGUGAUGGCGUCUCCGUGUUCGUGGCAUCUAUAAGGAAGGCAAAAGCGUAUACAUUAUUUCAACUAUUCAUCAUAUCUACUGAAGUAUAUAUUAUACAAAGUAUUGCAGCUACGUCAUACGCUCGUUUCAACAAAAAAGCAAAGCAAAGCAAAGGUGUUGUAUAUUUUGCUAGAGCCAAAGGCAAAGUUGCUGCCGCUGCCGUUGCCGCCUUUGUAGAAACUCCUUGAAAUCGUGAUUAUCACUAGCGAGGAAUGGACACUGCUGCCGCCGCCGCUGCCGCCGUUGUGGUUGACCUAAGAGCUGAGACCGAACUCAGCAAAUCGAGUGCUAGCAAAUUGCUCAACAAGCCCAAGCCAAAACCGUCUGCCGCCAGCUACGGAGGAGGAGUAGGAGUUGGAGUGGGAGUUGGAAUAGCUAGCAGCCUCAGUUCGGAGCUGGACAUUUCCAAUUGCCUGGGUAGCACUGUGGAAUCCAUGUCCGCCACUCCGCCCACGACGCCGGCUCGUUGUCGCAACGAGUCUGGAGACACAACGGGCAAUAUCGAGGCACUUGCUCACGGCAUAGCCAUGAAUGGGAUCAAGGAGGCAGUCGGCGAGCGAGAAAGAGAGAGUUGUCAUCAGGAGAGUUCACCAUUAAAUUCCACAACAUCAACGUCUUCCACGAACGCUUCCACAACAACGCCAACGUCUGCCUUGCUUACAGCACCAACAACAGCAACACCAACACUAACAUCAACACCGACAGCAACAGGAACAUCAACAUCAACAGCAACAGCACUAGCAAUAACAUCAACAAUAGCAACAGCAACACAAAACACAACUGCGUCGACAGCAACAGUAACUGCAGCAGCAUCGAUGUUGACGACAAGCUCGAGCAGCAAGACAACAUCGAUUGCCAGGCAAGACAACAUCGAUCAGCUGCAGCUGCUGCACUGGCAGGACAUGCCAAAGUAUUUGCAGUUCAAUCCGUACGUUCUCAAGGGAUAUCGGCCACUGCAGACCUUCAAGGGAUGCCUGCUCAGUCUCUUCUACUGGCACAAUGAGACCAUCAACAUACUGACACAUGCCAUACCCAUCUUUUACAUAUUGGCCAUUGUUCCGGGACUUAUGCCAUGGGACAGUGGCUACAAGUUCCUCUCGUUCUGCCAUGUAUUUGGCUCUGUGGCACCCUGGUGCGGCAGCUUCGUCUAUCAUCUGUUCAUGAACAUUGAGAAAGGAGAGAACGUGUAUUAUACGUUGCUAAAGCUGGACAUGGUCGGCAUCUGGGUGAGCCAGAGUUUCGGUGCCUUGCCCCUGGUUACGGCCACAACGUUGUGCUUCAAUCCAUUUCUCAAGUGGCUGAUAAUCGUCUCGUACUGUCUGCUCUCGCUCUGGGGCCUCUACAAGGCUUUGACAGCCAGCUCGCCGUGGCAGAGACGUCUGUGCUUUGCGCUCCCCUUCGCGAUGCGUUCGGUGCUGACCUUUUUGCGUAUCCGAGGAAUGGUGGGCGGCAGUCAUAUGGCCCUUUCCCAUGUCUAUCUGCAGGAUGGCGUCUCGAUAUUAGGCGGCGCCAUUGGUGCCAUGCGCAUACCAGAGAAGUGGUUCCCAGGUCUUGUUGACUUCUACCUGAACUCCCACAACAUAAUGCAUGUGCUGGUCGUGGUGGCCGUCUACUCCAUGCAUAAAGCAACUAUAAAGGACUUCGAGUGGAUGUCCACUCAGACAUGCAACUCGCUGGCCAAUGCCACGGAGGAGUCGCUGGUGCAUUUGGAACUAUGACCCGCUUACUGGUUGCUUCUAAUACUGCUGCUAUCAUUACUGCUGUUGCUGAAGCCUCAACCAGAAAGCUCUGCAACAAAUCGGAAAACUCACGCGGCUGAUUCGAUGCAAACCAAGUCAAAUUCAAAUUCAAACUCAAACUCUAAAUCGAAGAUAAAAGCAAUCUGAAAACCAGUCUCAAAUGCAAAAGAUAAAGAUAGUAAACAAGAAAUGCUACUCGAAUAUACCGUGUAUAAAAAUGAGCGCGUGCUGUAACAGUAACAAUAAGUAUAAGUAUACAUAUAUUAGAGUGUAGCAACAACAAAUAGAAAAACAUACAUACAUAUGUACAUAAUAUACAUACACGUAUAUGUAUAAUUAGUACAUACUUCGACUGUGGUAUUUAGCAUUAAGUUAAUACGAAGAAAGCAUUCAAAUGAAUUACGCGCACUUAAGUACAGUGCUCUUUCGGUAUAAAGUUCUACGAAAUGGAGUAUAUGCGAUUUCCAUGCAACAUGCAACAAAAUCUGAGUACUAUAUAUGUAUAUGUAUGUAUAAACGAUAAUUUGAAUGAUGUUGAUACUUAUGUACCUCAUUAUGCUUACAAAAAAGAAAAGUUCUAAUUUUCAAAUAUAACUUUGUACCUCGUCGACUAUAAAAAACGAAAAGAAAUUAAGCAAUAAGAGAUCUUACAUUUAAUCUUACAAUUCUUCCUAGUUGAACUGUUAAGAUAUGUUAUUUGUUUACUUUCGCAAGCUUAGUAAGUAAUAGAGAAUAAUUUGUGGGAGAACAGAAAAUAUGAAACAAAAAACAACUACUGAAAACUCAACCACUAAUGUGUGUGUUUUGUACCAUUAGUUAGAUUGUAACAUUUGGACAAGUGUGAACAAAGAUCUUCAAGCUAUAUCGUUGCUGAUUCGAAUUAUUAAAACUUCCUAGGACUAAAUUUUACCAUAUUAUCUAGCAAACUAAAAAAACGAAAUUCUCCACAAAUUAUAUUUGAUCAAUUUCUCUCUAGGUUUUAAGGAGCAAAUGCUACUACAUACAUACAUGAAGAAAUUGCAAUACGGCAAAGUAUUUUAAUUCAACAGAACGGAACAAUUACAAAAUAAUUAGUUAUUAGUAGUUUCAAUAAUUUACACCAUGCCUAUGGAGAAGAGAAAGCAUAUGAAAUAAUAAUAUUAAUCAAUGAAACCAAAGCUAACAGAAUUACACAAACAAGAGCAAUAAAUUAUGUAUAAUAGAUGCUUGUAACAAGUUGUAACUAUAUUGUAAGAAGCAAUUAGAGAAAUAGUGUUAUAUACUUAUAUGAUUUUCAGAGAAAGUUAAUAAACAUUAAACACAUUUGAAGGUCUUUAAAAUUUG
Molecule: messenger RNA, 4141 nt
Organism: Drosophila sulfurigaster albostrigata
Lineage: Eukaryota; Metazoa; Arthropoda; Insecta; Diptera; Drosophilidae
Product: progestin and adipoQ receptor family member 4
Cellular component (GO): membrane
Molecular function (GO): signaling receptor activity
Source: RefSeq, a predicted model, not a curated record